GAUGCCUGGUCUAAAGGGUUCUUAGGUCCCUAGGGAAGCUAGUGCUUUAGGCCUCUGGGGCACUGAAACAAGGACAGGAAAGCCCAAGAACCUCCCACUAUUUCCCUCUCUCUCUCUCCUGGGGGGAGGAUAAUGGGCUUAUGUGACCUCCUGGGUCAGAUUCACUCUGAACAGCACAUUCAUUCUGUCAUUCUUUUUGCUGACUGCUUUUUCCUAUAGAUUGAGAGAGCUCUUAGAGGUAGCUUGCAGCCUCAACCAAACUAGACCCUCUGUUCCAAUACCAGUUGCAAGGAGAACAAAUUGAAUGUCUUAGUUUGAGUCAUGUGCCUAUAGUCACAUAGUACAAAUAUGACCUGGCAUGGGGUUGAGAAUUACAUGGUGCUUAGAAAAAGGGUCACCAUGAGCUAGGUAGCUCCUCUAGGAGAACCAUGUCUUCCAUAAUCUCUUCAUCUCUCCCUUAAAAUAUGAGUACAUAAAUUAAAUGUAUGCUUCUCAGGACUUUGGAGAACAUUCCAGUUAUGUCUUCUUGUUUCCAUUGCCUCUCCUAACUGGCCAUCAUUUAAACUUUUUUUUUUUUUAAUUUCAUUUAUUGUUACAUAGUAGAUGUUAAAUGAGUAAAAGAUAACAAGUUUUAUGGUUCUAAGAAAAAUUACCCAGUCUAUUUAAAACUAUUUCUUUUUAACUAUUUCUCUUUCUCUUUGCCAAACAAAUUGAAGUUGUUUAGGCCGUUUGGUGUACUGAAAAGGGAACUAAAUAGCACCAAAGCCCUGAAUUCUAGUUACUGGUGAUUUUAAUACACCAUUUAUUUGCUGAGUAAUCUUGAGCAAGUUAUGAUCUCUCUCGAUCUUCCUCACUGGUAAAAUGUAAGUAAUAAGAACAGCUCUUUUGAACACGGGUUAUUGUGAAGAUCAAAUGAGAGAAUAUAUACAAGCAUAUGAUAGGGUGGUUUUUUUUCCCCUACCAAAGAAAGAUUCCUGACCUCUCUUCUAAGUAGAGAAGUUACUAUUUUAAAAUGCUUAUUUUUAGUAACUGCCACUACUAUUUUUCUCUAAGAAUCGGAUUUCCUGCAAAGUGUUUUUAAGCUAUGCAAGCUAGUAAAUGGUGAAUUCUUUUGAAGCUGAUACUAUCUCGAGGGAGAUUUCAUAGGCCCCCAAAUCCGCUGACUUUUCUUGGAUCCUUUGGAGAAACAGUUGGAUUUUCCAGAUGAAAAAUUAAAAAAUGGUUGACCUAGUGAAAUAAAUCAAGCAUAGAGCCUAAUCUGAUGUCAUUCUUGUUCCACCUCUACCUCCUAUCUAUUCUUUUGCCAUCAGGAAGGUGAAUGGCUAUCUUGAAUAUAAUAUCUUUAUUGACUGUCUGGUAACGUGUAGCUUAUUUACUUUAAGUGAUGUUGCAUAGCUGUAAAAUAUUUAGGAUGCAAAGAACUGAAUUUUGACUCAGGACAGACAUGUUAAGCAAAAUAGUGGCUUUUACUGGAAGUAAGGCAGAAAAGAAACACUAAAAUGGAAAUCAGAGAAAUUUUUAAAAAGAAAGGAAACUGAGAAGAAAUUAGAAAUCUGAAGAGAAACAUCUGGUUUAUAAAGAUUGUAGGAAUGAUUUUAAACAUUGCUGAAUAGCAUUUUGUGGGUGAAUAAGACUGACACUGUUUUUAAAAGGGAGAAAGCAUAUAACCUAGGGAUAACUUAAAAGCCAAUAAAGAUAAUUAUGAAUAACUGUUCAAUAUAUGGCAUGGAAUUUUAGCCACUGACUUUCAGGGAUGCUUCAGCAGUAGAAUCUCAAGCCACAGAAAUAUUUGGGUUACCAUCAUAGAGUAUAUGAAUAUAAGUAAAAAUUGAGCAAAGCUGUAUUCCCACCACCCAACCUUGGCUUAUAGCCAGUGAGGAUUAUAGGAAGUGAAGUGUAUUGUAGUGAAUUUUUCAUAUGAAAUCAGCCUGCUUUGUGUUUUAUGCUUUGACAGCAUCUGCCCCGUAGCUGUGCCAUUGCCCAUAUUUGCUGCUCUUUCUCUUCUGCUGCUUGUCAAACUUGAAAACCAGCUUAAUUUCUAACUCUGGAUUGUUAAUCUCCAGUCUCCUUAUUCCUUAACUCACUCUUCCUCUUCAGAUUAAUUAAAAAGUAGCCACAUUUUACCCGAAAUACAUAGACAUCCAACUGUGAAGAUAAUAGUGUGCAUAUUUUCCUCAUGCUUUUUAGGAAGAUGAUUUGAUUUUUCGUUUCCUAUUUGAAGUAUUAAGAAUUGCUUUUACAAACUGCUGAAUGAUAAAGACAGAAUGGGCUCUCCAAAUAAUAAUAUUAUUCAGUGCAUGUGUUUUUUUAAAUCUGUGAUUCUGACAGGUUUCAUAGGAGCAGGCUUUCUGAAUAGCCAUUUUAAAAAUUAAGUGAAAACUCAUUAGUGGCAAAUUACACACAGUGAUUUUAAUCCCCAGCAGACUGACUCUGUGUACAUAUUAAAUAGUCAUUUGUUCUUAGUUUAUUGUAACUAUAGCCAAUUAAGUUCAUUGUAAAACAAACAAACAAAAACCUGAAUUGCAUUUGUUGUAAAAUUGGUAAAGUAUCUUGAAAUUUAACCAUUUGACAUUUCAAAGCACAUAUAAUAAUUUUGGAACAUCUGGCAACUAAUGAGGUUUCUGAUUAGCUUUAUCCACUGUUUGAUCUCUUUGCCCUUUUUUCUGUUUUUGUAGAUCUGAACAGAAUUAAGAAGAAAGAGCUUCCACAACCACAGCAGAUGAAGAUCCACUGGUAAAUCAAUCAGGAUUUUUCGCUUGCCUUCCCAAGAAAAGGAGCGGAAGGAAUGUCGGAGCGGGCCGCGGCUGACGUCAGGGCCCGCGCGGCGGCGGGCGGGGCGGCGGCUGCCCCGCCGCCCGCGCCGCCGCGCCGCCCGGCCCCGCCGCCGCCGCGCCGCCCCGGCCGAGGACGGCGGCCCGGCGCCGCCGCCAUGGCGACGGCCGCGGAGCGCAGGCCGCUGCCCAGCCCCGACGCGCUGCUCGGGCAGCCGUGGAACCUGUGGGUCGAGGCUGCCAAACUUCCCGGGAAGGACGGCUCGGAACUGGACGAGAGUUUGAAGGAGUCGGGGAAGAGCCGCGAAGUCACGGGGCUCUGUCGGGAAGACAUGCCAAUAUUUGGUUUUUGUCCAGCCCAUGAUGAUUUCUACUUGGUGGUAUGUAACGACUGUAAUCAGGUUGUCAAACCGCAGGCAUUUCAAUCACAUUAUGAAAGAAGACAUAGCUCAUCCAGCAAGCCUUCUCUGGCCGUUCCUCCCACUUCAGUAUUUUCCUUCUUCCCUUCUCUGUCCAAAAGCAAAGGAGGCAGUGCAAGUGGAAGCAACCGUUCUUCCAGCGGAGGUGUCCUUAGCACGUCCUCGUCCACUUCCAAGCUGUCGAAAUCGCCCAAAGAGAAACCGCCACUCAGGGGGAACACCAGGCCAAUGCACCCCAUUCAGCAGAGUAGAGCCCCCCAUAGUAGAAUCAUGACACCCUCUGUGAAAGUGGAGAAGAUUCAUCCCAAGGUGGAUGGCGCACCGCUGAAAUCUGCCGUGGGGCCACCCUGUCCUGCUACUGUGAGUUCCUCAGUCAAGCCUGGCCUUAACUGCCCCUCAAUACCAAAGCCAACCUUGCCUUCGCCUGGACAGAUCCUGAAUGGCAAAGGGCUUCCCGCACCGCCCGCUCUGGAAAAGAAAUCGGAAGACAGUUCCAAUAAUAGGAAAUUUUUAAAUAAGAGAUUGUCAGAGAGAGAGUUUGAUCCUGACAUCCACUGUGGUGUCAUUGAUCUGGACACCAAGAAGCCCUGCACCCGGUCUUUGACAUGCAAGACACAUUCCUUAACCCAGCGGAGGGCUGUCCAGGGUAGAAGAAAGCGAUUCGAUGUGUUAUUAGCCGAGCACAAAAACAAAACCAGGGAAAAGGAAUUGAUUCGCCAUCUGGACUCUCAGCAACUACCGCAGCCUCUCAGGGACCCGCAUCCUGCCCCUCCCAGACCGUCACAGGAGCCGCACCCCAACCCUCACGGAGUGACUCCUGCCGAAUCAAAGCCUUUCAUAGCUAGUAAACCUAAACCUCACACCCCCAGUCUUCCAAGGCCGCCAGGCUGCCCUGCGCCGCAGGGGGGGAGCGCCCCCGUCGACCCCCCUCCGGUCCACGAGUCUCCGCACCCGCCCCUGCCUGCCACUGAGCCAGCUUCUCGGUUAUCCAGCGAGGAGGGCGAAGGCGAUGACAAGGAAGAGUCUGUUGAAAAACUGGACUGUCACUAUUCAGGUCAUCAUCCUCAGCCAGCAUCUUUUUGCACAUUCGGGAGCCGGCAGAUCGGAAGAGGCUACUACGUGUUUGACUCCAGGUGGAACCGGCUUCGCUGCGCCCUCAACCUCAUGGUGGAGAAGCAUCUGAACGCGCAGCUGUGGAAGAAAAUCCCACCCAUGCCCAGCACCGCGCCACCUGUCUCCACGCGCGCUCCCCACCGGGCGAACGCGGCGCCCCCGUCGCAGUGCGGGCUCAGCUGUCUCGCCGCAGCCACCGCCUCUGCGUCCCCCGUCCUGCUGUCCCCCACCUGCGUCUCCCCGAACGGCAAAUCGGUACCCGCUCACGGAACCACGCUGAACGCACAGCCCGCCGCCUCGGGGGCCAUGGACCCCGUGUGCGGCAUGCAGUCCCGACAAGUGUCCUCUUCGUCCGCGUCCCCUUCCACGGCCUCCGGCCUCUCCUCGGUCCCCUCCUCCCCGAUGUCCAGGAAACCUCAGAAGUUGAAAUCCAGCAAGGCUUUAAGGCCCAAGGAGUCUUCUGGUAGCAGCACUAACUGUCACAACGCCAGUAGCAGCGCCAGUGGCGGCUCAGGAAAGAAACGCAAAAGCAGUUCCCCGCUGUCGGUUCACUCCUCCUCCUCCUCCUGCUCUUCUUCUCAUUCCAUGGAGUCUUUUAGGAAAAACUGUGUGGCUCACUCCGGGCCCCCCUACCCCUCCACGGUGACUUCCCCCCAUGGCGUGGGCCUCAACUGUGUGGCACACAGAGCGAACGCGGCGGGCCUCCGGCACGACCAGCCGGGGCGGGGCCCCCUGGGCGGGAGCCCGGCCGAGCCCAUCAAGAGGGUGAGCGUGAUGGUGAACAGCAGCGACUCCACCCUGUCCCUCGGCCCCUUCGUGCACCAGUCCGACGACGGCUUUCCGCACCCGCACGCCCCUCUGGACAAGCUCCUGGGGAAGAAAAGGAAGUGCUCGCCCAGCUCCGGCGGCCUCAGCGGCGGCGGCAAGCCCACGAAGGUCGCCAGAGUGCCAGCCAUGAACCACGUCCACAUGAAACACACGGCCACCAUCCCAGGGGCACAAGGACUGGCGAACAGCUCCCUCCUCCAUCAGCCAAAGGCACGUCCCUGACAGCUGAAAACAGCACGGGGAGGAAUAAUCCGGACACUUUUGAGGACAAGCUACACCUCCUACUCAGCACUCUGGACUCCGCGAUGCCUUUGAGUCUGUUUCCCCAACCUCCUGUGGGCCUCGAGGGCAGACGGCCUGCCGGCUGUUGUUUUCACGAGGAUUUUCCUGAAGCUGUGUCUGUAGCAGUGAGUACUCACAAGGACACUGGAUCCAGUUCAGCCACCGAAUUGCUCGUAUCAGUGUUAAAGUGGUCUGGACUGCUUGCUCCCAAUCUGUGAGAAGUUCUGUUUUUGUUUUGUUUAAACUUGCAGUAUAUCACAGAGCCAAGUAGAUUGGCUGGGCAAAAAAGAAUGUUUUGGCAAGAACGUUACUGUAGACCCUGCUCCCUUAUCCCUCUCCCUGCCCUUUUUUUUUUUUUUUUUAAACACUGUCUUCUGUAGGUCACUCUCGGGCAGUUAGGCACCUUAACCGGAGACUGGAGACCUUCCAGAGGAGGGACCUGCACCCUGAGCAACCCUCUGGAGAAGUGAAUUUGGCUUCAGGUUUUUAUAGAAAUGUUUCAGGAAUGGAAUAUUACGGACAUUAGCGCAAGGCACCAUGACAAAACAGCUCAGCCUUUUGCAAGUAAUGUGGGGUGAGAAGAUGUCAGAAGUUUCUAACUGAUGAACUAGUUUGAAACUAUUGAUGCCCGGAAAGCAAGUAUAAACCAUUUUAGAGGCUUACUUUUCAUGGUACAAAAGCAAUUCUAUGUGAUGAAAACAAAAAAAAAAGAAGAAGAAGAAAAGAAAUAAAGCCAAAUUCAGGGGAGGGGAGGGAUGGGAAAGGUGAAAUCACUCUAGGGAGGGAGAAAAAACUUUUUCCAAAAUUUCCAAAGAGAUGGAAUUUUCUUAUCCUUUAAGUUUUCACGGUAAACAGUAUGUCAGAUUGGGUCGGUGGUCCUACUCAGUCUGUUUUUUAAAUAUUGCCUUUUUAAAGUGACAUUGUUAGGAUGUACUUAAAUGUUUCCCAGACACUCUCUGCAUUAGCCAUCUUCCUGAGAGAGCUGUCGAGCCAUCCAGGAUACUUUUUCUGAUACCCCAUCCAGAAAGAAAGAGCUGAGUAAGUUAAAACAGCAGCGCUCGAGGAGGUGGCGUUCAAUUCUGGGGAGGAGCUGGGGCCUUGUGAGGGGCCAUCCCGCCGCCACAGCUCCUGACCUGCGAACCAGGCACUUCUGCUCUGAGAACACAGAAGGUCGCCGAACACAGGGUAAAAUUUCCAAGGCUUUGAUUAUUGCCCUGGCCAGGGCCUGAACAGAGCCAGCCAGUGCAUCCUUUUUUUCCUUGCAGUUCUUGGGUUUCAAACUUCAUUUUCAGGGAAUUUCAAUUCAACAGGUAGAAUGAAAAAAAUACUUGGUUUUACCAGCCUAAUAAUGUGAAUUGCUACAGAAUUAUUCUUAUUAAGUGAGAAAACAAAAACUUUAUGCAGAUACUUUAGCUAUAAAUCGAUGUAAAAUAUUGAUUUUUCUUUUUUUUAAAGGAAGGGGAGAACAGUGUCCUGUUCAGUUAUUAUGCAAUCAAACCAGUAAAUGCGCGGAUGGGCCCAUUUGGUGUAGUUAGGAGAAAUCAGUCAGUUCCAUCCCAGUGUGGGGGAGAGGAGGAGGUGAGAAGGAAUCAGAACGUACCUAGUGGAUUCCUUGGUAACAAGUGCAAUGGGGUAUGGGUAGAAUUUAUUUUCAGAGCCCAGGGGACUUGAUGGUUAUAAAUAAAGUUGCUUUUAGCGAUGAAAUUUAUAGACAGAUCAUGUUGUUCCAAAAGAUGUGAAUAGGAUCCACGAUAGCAAGUUGAUUCAGAAUAGUGUAGAUAUUUAGAUUAGUGAAUAUUGAUCAUUUGAUUUCUUAGACUGAAGUUUUAAUAGAAUUUCAUUAUGCCUCCCGUAAUACACAGAGCAUCGGGAUUAGGAAAUUAGCCAUUUUGGAUUCUGCCUGCCACAAACAGACCUAUUCUAAACAGUGCUAUUAAAUUUUAGACUGUUGUUCAAAUAUUUUAUUUUCUCCUACGAGUACUUUUUAUUAUGGUGAACAAUUAAGACCAUUUAAAACACAGGAGUACGAGUAUUUUUUUGAAUUAAAUUAACUUGCAAAAACCAAAUUUGCAGUGGUUGGGUUGUUUCUAGACAGACUUUGGUAUCAAUUUAAAACCAAGAUAAUUUUUAUAUUCUUUCCAAUAGAAUUUCAUGACAACUCCUGCAGUUUUCUUAACCUACAGAAAAAAAAAAAAGUGCUGCAAUGAUGAACAAAGAAUUAUACAAAACCUACUUUUGUAUCUUUAUUUUGGAAUUUCUUGUUCUAUUAUAAAUAUGGAAGUAUCCCUAUUUGAGAAGACAUAUUUUGUUAAAAAUGAAUUGUACAUAUUUAAAUAUGUAUUUUUGCACAGGUCUUUUUUUCUGAUAUCCUGUUUUGGUACAAUUGAGAUCAUCUAGUAUUUAUUUAUUAAUUAAUAAAAGUAAAUACCUUUUUUAUAAUUUGAAGUGGUUCACUGCCAAGCCAAUAGUUCUAGAACCUGCCUCCUUUACAGUUUAAGGGAUGCCUCUGUUCCGUGAAAGUCUUGUCACUCCCGACGUCGGGAGUGGGCCGCACAGAGGGAGUGGGCAUUGCCUGCCUGGUUGCCUGGUUACCCGAUAGACUACACGUAAUUAAGUGACACACUGCUUUUCUUUCGUUGGUGUUUUGUGUGUGCGUGUCUGUGUGUGCGCGCGUGCGUGUGUGCCUGUGUGUGUAUACUGUGAGCACAUGUAGUAUGCGAUGUGGUUUAAAACUAAUGGAAAAAAAAAAAACUGAAAGUGCCUGAACCUAGUUUUAAGCUUAGACAGAAUCUCUCUAAAAAGACUUGAAUGUUCGGUUGAACUUUUGGAGUUUGCUUUUUCCACCUAAAUAUUAUUUCUAAAAUUUUAGGGGAGGAGUUGAAAAACCAAUGCUGGUAAUUUUAUAAGGUAUUUUAAAAAUUCAGACCUUCUGGUUCACAAUGAUUGAGCUGGUGACGGGCUGCCCAGUGGCACCGAGGGUUACAGAUCUUUCUGUCCGCCAGCAACUUACACAACGUGUUCGUUUUGUUAUUCACUCGUAAAAUACAGAGUUUAAAAUAGAAUAUUUAAAAUAUUUUGUAUUCCAAAAAUAUAAUACAAAGAAGUACCUCUGAGAACAUUGAAAAAAAUGUAUAAUUUGAAAAAUGUAACUUAUAAAGGCAGCUGUCUUCCUGCAAGAGUUCUGUUGCCAAGGAAUUUCUUAAUGUCUCUCAUUCUGUCCUGGGGGGAAGGGGGAGUUGGGCUUUGAAAAAUUACUGUUGAAAGUUUCAUUGUUUAGCAGAAAAUAAUCAUUUUUACAUUUUGUGCAAAGCAUUUUACAUUUUCGGAUCAUUUAAAUGAGCACUACAUACUGUCAGUGUGAAUGUAGGGCCUCAAAAACAUUUUGCUGUUUUUGUUUUUUUUUUUGUUUGUUUGUUUUUAUUUGAGCUUGGUUAAAAAAGCAAUCUCCUGUGUUAAAAAUGUGUGAAUAGUUUGAUAAUCUGUACACAUAAUCAAGAGCAUCUCAGCUGGACUUUGUGUUGGCUGCUGUAUAGAACAUGAACAAACGUCAAGGGAUAGAAAAUUACUUUGGAUAUUUAAAAGAGAAGAAAUAUAUAGUCUAUUUGUUUUGUAACAAGUUUCUGUAAAUAAAAUAAUUUAUACUAUUUAUAAGAAAAA
Molecule: messenger RNA, 9070 nt
Organism: Microcebus murinus (gray mouse lemur)
Lineage: Eukaryota; Metazoa; Chordata; Mammalia; Primates; Cheirogaleidae
Gene: ATXN7
Product: ataxin 7
Source: RefSeq, a predicted model, not a curated record